This is a messenger RNA of Sarcophilus harrisii (Tasmanian devil), 3148 nucleotides long. It is a transcript of the gene RRM2B, whose product is annotated as ribonucleotide reductase regulatory TP53 inducible subunit M2B. The transcript has 10 exons. Gene Ontology annotation, cellular component: cytosol. Gene Ontology annotation, biological process: deoxyribonucleotide biosynthetic process. The record is from RefSeq and is a predicted model, not a curated record. NCBI's taxonomy places the organism in Eukaryota, Metazoa, Chordata, Mammalia, Dasyuromorphia, Dasyuridae. The coding region runs from base 74 to 1129 and encodes 351 amino acids. Gene Ontology annotation, molecular function: ribonucleoside-diphosphate reductase activity, thioredoxin disulfide as acceptor.
GCCUCCUUUAGGAGUAGCGGCGCAGAGCGUUCGUGCGUCUCCUCUGGGUUCAGGCUCGCUCUGCUUCCGGGUGAUGGGGGAGUCGGUAAGGCCGGCUGUAGCCGGGCCCCUGCAGGAUGAGAGAUUAUCACCAGAUACUGCUGAAAAUGGGUUGAAACCAAGUGAAGAACCACUUCUCAGAAAAAGUUCUCGUCGAUUUGUCAUAUUUCCAAUUCAGUAUCCUGACAUUUGGAAGAUGUAUAAACAGGCUCAGGCAUCUUUCUGGACUGCUGAAGAGGUUGAUUUAUCAAAAGAUCUUCCUCAUUGGAACAAACUGAAAUCAGAUGAGAAAUAUUUCAUCUCUCACAUCUUGGCUUUUUUUGCAGCCAGUGAUGGAAUAGUCAAUGAAAAUUUGGUGGAACGCUUUAGUCAGGAGGUUCAGAUCCCAGAGGCUCGUUGUUUCUAUGGCUUUCAAAUUCUAAUUGAAAACAUUCAUUCAGAGAUGUACAGUUUGCUAAUAGAUACCUACAUCAAGGACCCCCAAAAAAGGGAAUUUUUAUUCAAUGCAAUUGAAACGAUGCCAUGUGUUAAGAGGAAAGCAGAUUGGGCCUUGCGAUGGAUAGCAGAUAGAAAAUCCACAUUUGGAGAAAGAGUGGUCGCUUUCGCUGCUGUAGAAGGGAUUUUCUUCUCGGGUUCGUUUGCUGCUAUAUUUUGGCUUAAGAAGAGAGGUCUUAUGCCUGGACUCACUUUUUCCAAUGAACUCAUCAGCAGAGAUGAGGGUCUUCAUUGUGACUUUGCUUGUUUGAUGUUUCAUUACUUAGUGAAUAAGCCUUCAGAAGAAAGAGUCAAGGAGAUCAUCAUCCAUGCUGUUGAAAUAGAACAGGAAUUUUUAACUGAUGCCUUACCAGUUGGCCUUAUUGGCAUUAAUUGCACUUUGAUGAAACAGUACAUUGAGUUUGUAGCAGACAGAUUACUUGUGGAGCUUGGAUUCUCGAAGAUUUUUCAUUCAGAUAAUCCCUUUGAUUUCAUGGAAAAUAUUUCUCUGGAAGGGAAAACAAAUUUUUUUGAAAAAAGGGUCUCAGAAUAUCAGCGUUUUGCAGUUAUGGCAGAAACAACAGACAAUGUCUUCACCUUGGAUGCAGAUUUUUAACCCAGUUUUCUAGAUGUUCCUUCUGUUGGUGGUAAUGGCAAAGCGAAGUUAACCAUGAUCCAUCUAGCAUCAAGACAGGGGAUAUAUCAUCUUUUAUUUCUUCUCAUGAGUACUUUUUAAGUAUCUGAAAAAACAAGUUGAAUUUUGUCUGUGUUUGCACCUUUCAGAAUUUGUUUUCAGACAAAAUUCUUGAUCUCUUGGUUUCUUAGGGGUCAUCUGUAAAACUGAUUUGUACUAGAUUAGGGAAAUUAUUUAGCUGUUAUUAGAAAGUAGAAUUCAUUCUUAGUUUUAUUAAAAUGUUGAAAGUGUUAAUUUUAUUAAAUAAAGAAAAACUUUCAGCAUCAGGUAUGUUUUUUUCUGUUUAAUUUAUAGAGAUGGUUCUUUGUAUUUGUGGGACAGUUUGUAUCAUUUUAUGUCAAAUCUUUUGAGAUCUGACUUUGUUUUGUCUUGUUCCAUAGUUAAACUUAAGCAACAUAUAUUUCUAGAAUAAUAUUUUUAGUUUCUUCAGCAAAAAUUUCAAGGGCACAUAUCUCCAAGAUGAGAUUUAAUUUUAACCAGAAAUAGUUUGCAUGACUUUAAAAUGAAGGAAGGAAAAGUUCUAAGUAUUGAAUUCGGAUUCUUCUAUUAUGUUGGUGAAUGCCUUAUGUCAACCUUAUUUAUUUAUAGCAGCAAUAAACUACCAACGAGAGGGCAGGGAAAUCUCAUGCCGAUUUUUAAUAUAUUGGCUUUACAAUAAGAAGCAUUCUGUACUCCCUUUUCAGUACUCUACUUUGCAUAUAUAUAUUUUAUUAUAUUCAUGUCAUUUUAUUCUCAGUUCUUAAGGAACUUCAAUUCUACAACUUUCUGGAGUUAAAAAAAAGUUUAUUUGUAGUUUACAAUUUGUUAUAGCUUAAUUAUUUUAAAUUAUGGUUAUCGUUAAAACACAUCUUAUUAUUUGAUCCUAUAAAAUCUAGAAUUAUGGAAAUGGGAGUUCUGCUUCAGGGAAAGAUUUUGUUAUGUUUAUAAAAUAAAAAGAAUUUAAAAUAACUUCCUACAAUGUAGGAACCAGUUCAGUCAUGACCUAAUAUUAUGAGGUUUUUGCUGUUCUCAUUUAAUGAUGUCUAAUUCUUAAUGUUUUGCACCCCUUUCACUUUUAUUAGAGAAAUAUGAUUGCUAAGAAAAUGGCAGUUCACAUACUGAAAAAAAUUAAUAAUAAUCAGAAUUUAGAAUUUUGUAGUAUGACGUUACUGUCAUAGCAUUUUGAAAUUUCUAAUUUUAGGCUAAAUGCCAAUCACUAAUUUUUUUAAUGCUGUUAAUGGGAUGUACAACUUGCUACUACAUGGUCAUCAGUUUUCAUGCAAGCCAAAUUAUCAGUAUAGCUGCUAUGCCAUAAGUGUUUUAAUUAAGGACAGUAAAUUGGUGCCAGACUCAGGGACUCACACCAAAGCUGGCUGCCUUUCUUAUAGGGACAUUCAGGACCAACUGAUUGAUUCCCAAACAGGAACAGUAAUAUCUUGUUCUUCUAACCCUUUUAAAAAAUAAGUAUAUAUAGAUUGCCUAUAGAUUUAAAGAAAGAAGGCAGGAUUACUGAAGUCGUUACUAUACUUGCUUUAGGAAAAGAGAGUUUCAACUUUAGUUCUAUUGAUUUAAUCUUCUUUAAAGAAAAAUGUAUAUUUAAAUGCUGUGAAAUAUGUUGGUAGAUUUUCUUAAAUAAAACUAUAGCAAUUUUAGAAUUUUUAUUUAAAUUGAUGAUGCUAAUUUAUGCUUUUGACUUUACUGUUUCAUAUAAAACUCUGUUUUUAAUAAUAUCUGAGUUCAAUCAUUUUACAGUAUUUAGAAGGUACUUCUUGUGUACAGAAAAUACUCUAUUGUGUACCUAAAACCCAUGUUUUAUUUUGUCUUUAUAUAAAACAUUUUGUAUUUGAUCAGUCCAACUAUUUAUGUCCAUAAUUAAAGUUUUCCAAAGAAUAUGUUAUGCUUUUUGGUCUGAUUAUUGUAUAAUUUAACAUGAUUGAAAUAAACUGUAUCCUAGCAACCUCA